AUGUAUGUGGGCUAUAUAUUGGAUAAAGAAGUAAGCAUGUACCCAGGGCCCCUUAGACGAUCAAGCAUUAACUUAUCCACACAGAACUUCGUUUCUCCGUCACAGUACUCGGAGUACGCGGGAUAUCAUGUGCCUAAUAUGGAACAUCAUCCCCAGUCCUCGGUGUCUUGGACCUCUCCCUAUGGUCCACCAAGAGAGGACUGGAGUUCAUAUGGGCCCGGCCCGUCGAACACAGUACCAGUCCAGAUAAGUAACUCUUCUCCAGGGCAGGUUUCUUACAGUUCGCCUGACUACAAUGCCAUGAAUCCCUCGACUGCAGGAAUCCUACCUCCUUUAGACACUAUCUCAGUGGGGCAAACGUCUCCCAACAGUCAAAGGCGCAACCCCUAUGAAUGGAUGAAGAAAACAACACAAGUCUCUGCCGCAGGUAAAACACGGACAAAAGACAAAUACAGGGUAGUUUAUACAGACCAUCAGAGGCUUGAACUGGAGAAGGAGUUUCACUACAACAGGUACAUCACUAUCAAGAGAAAAGCUGAGCUGGCAACUAUCCUGGGACUCUCAGAAAGACAGGUAAAAAUCUGGUUCCAGAAUCGAAGGGCAAAGGAACGGAAGAUGACGAAGAAACAAUUGGCUCAGUCUGAUGGCUGUUUGACUCACCAUGGUCCAGGUCCCGGAAGUCCUGUGGAAAUGGCAGGCCAGAUGUUGCUUGGGGGCCAUAUCUCUGGGGGCCCAUCCGUUGGGAAUAUGGCUCAAGUAACGGUCACACUCUAA
This is a messenger RNA of Mobula hypostoma (lesser devil ray), 774 nucleotides long. It is a transcript of the gene cdx4, whose product is annotated as caudal type homeobox 4. Gene Ontology annotation, molecular function: RNA polymerase II transcription regulatory region sequence-specific DNA binding; DNA-binding transcription factor activity, RNA polymerase II-specific. The record is from RefSeq and is a predicted model, not a curated record. The transcript has 3 exons. NCBI's taxonomy places the organism in Eukaryota, Metazoa, Chordata, Chondrichthyes, Myliobatiformes, Myliobatidae. Gene Ontology annotation, biological process: anterior/posterior axis specification; animal organ morphogenesis; regulation of transcription by RNA polymerase II. The coding region runs from base 1 to 774 and encodes 257 amino acids. Gene Ontology annotation, cellular component: nucleus.